This is a messenger RNA of Triticum dicoccoides, 809 nucleotides long. RefSeq names its product ubiquitin domain-containing protein 2-like. Lineage: Eukaryota; Viridiplantae; Streptophyta; Magnoliopsida; Poales; Poaceae. The transcript has 4 exons. Bases 170 to 511 code for a protein of 113 amino acids. The record is from RefSeq and is a predicted model, not a curated record.
CCUGACAGGCUGACACGUCCAUCCUCCACUCCUGCUCCGCCUUCGUCUUUUCAGUCCACCUCCCUCUCCUGCAUCGACCCUGCAGUCCAGAGCCCGGAAGCGUGAGCCACCUCCGCUUCCAGGAGCUUCUCGAAGGGGGCCGCCGAUGACCCUCUGAUCGUCCGUCGCCAUGGGCUGCGCCGGAUCCACCCCUAAAUCUGACGAUAGCAGUAAGAAGCUGAAAAAAACAAAGCCUUGGAAGCACACUCAGUCAAUUACACCAGCACAACUCAAACAGAUGCGCGAAGAAUUCUGGGACACUACUCCUCACUAUGGUGGACAGAAAGAGAUCUGGGAUGCACUUCGGGCCGCUGCAGAAGCUGAUUUAUCUCUUGCGCAAACCAUAGUAGACAGUGCUGGCAUCAUUGUCUCAAAUUCUGACAUGACACUCUGCUACGACGAAAGAGGUGCCAAAUACGAACUACCAAAGUACGUUCUGAGCGAGCCGACUAAUUUCAUCCGGGAGGAAUGAAUUCAUAGACCACGAAGGAUUCGUGUAAAUCAUGUAAAUCUCAUUUGUCCGGCGACUUUAGUCUUUACUUGCUCAAAACUUCAAUGGAGAUGCCACAUUCAGUUUACAGUUCUGGUCUGAGUUGUUAUGGACUUGUAGUGUUCGUAUCUCUUUCUAGGCCGACACCCGAGUAUGGUACACUGAGCUGUCGAAACCCAGAAAUAGGAAAAAUAUAGAAUUGCAAUGUUAUAUUUUUUUCAGACAAAUUGCAAUGUUAUAUGUACAUUUAUUUAGGCAAAUUUUAUGUGUACUUUUUUUU